Diaporthe amygdali is the source of this 543-nucleotide messenger RNA. RefSeq lists its product as uncharacterized. Bases 1 to 543 code for a protein of 180 amino acids. The transcript has 2 exons. Lineage: Eukaryota; Fungi; Ascomycota; Sordariomycetes; Diaporthales; Diaporthaceae. The record is from RefSeq and is a predicted model, not a curated record.
AUGGAUCCCGAUCUGCGCUCGCAGCUCAACAUGCUGCUCAUCAAUGGCGGCCACGACAAGAAGCAGUUCGCUAACCACCUACGGCUCUUUCUCCCUCCGAUUAGAAUCCAAGAACAACUCCUCUACACCCUCAACGCACACACAAACAACUGGCCGACACAAGUACAAAGCCGUGCCCUCGCCCUCCUGCGGAGCGGCGAAGUCACCACGUUCCCCGUCCUCCUGAAACAAAUUCUCGAAGAGGUGCGCAAGGAAACAGCCGCGGGCCCUCCACCCAAGACGUCAUCGUCAUCAGCAAGUAGCAACGGCAACGGCGCCGACUCCUCCGCGGCGGGCAGCAAAGACGGCGCGGGGUCCACGGUGCAGGUCAACGGCUCCAAGAAGCACGCGGGGCCCGGGCCGGGCGAGGCCUCGAACCUGAACAGGGAGGUGUCGACGUCGCUGGGCGUGCCCGCCACCGUUGUCGAGGAGGCCCUCAAGGUCACGAGGGACGUGCUGAAGGAGGUCGCCGAGUUCGAGGAGGAGUCCAACGGCGCCACCUGA